CAGUUCCAGGAACCCGAGGGCGGGUUCUGAGCCCGCUAUAAGAAGGCUCCCCGGGCGGCCCCGGCAGCUCUCUCUUCCGCCGCCGCCACGCACUGGCCUCGCCGCAGGUGAUGGUGUAGCAGCCGCUGCUCCCGGCAGCAGCAUCCCGAGCGCGCAAAGCUGGCUCCCUGCGCCAUGGUCACCCACAGCAAGUUCCCCGCUGCCGGGAUGAGCCGCCCCCUCGACACCAGCCUGCGCCUCAAGACGUUCAGCUCCAAGAGCGAGUACCAGCUGGUGGUGAACACUGUGCGCAAGCUGCAGGAGAGUGGCUUCUACUGGAGCACGGUGACAGGUGGCGAGGCCAACUUGCUGCUCAGCACCGAGCCGGCUGGCACCUUUCUCAUCAGGGACAGCUCGGACCAGCGGCACUUCUUCACCCUCAGCGUAAAGACGGAGCUGGGCACCAAGAACCUGCGCAUCCAAUGCGAGGGUGGCAGCUUCUCCUUGCAGAGCGACCCCCGCAGCAGCCAGCCCGUGCCUCGCUUUGACUGCGUGCUCAAGCUGGUACAUCACUACAUGCCGCCUGCUCCCUGUGCCGUCCCCGAGCAGUCAGGGGGGACCAUACACUCUAAGCGCACCUACUACAUUUACUCGGGCGGCGAGAAGAUCCCCCUGGUGCUGAGCCGCCCGCUCUCCUCCAGUGUCUCCACCCUGCAACACCUCUGCCGCAAGACUGUCAACGGGCACCUGGACUCCUAUGAGAAGAUGACUCAGCUGCCAGCUCCCAUCAAGGAGUUCCUGGACCAGUACGAUGCCCCCCUCUAAGGGGCCAAUGGAGUGAUGUUACAUGCUACAAGCACAAGAGCAGGGGACAGGCGCAACGCUGCACCAGCGUGGGGACUCGCAGGACAUGCCAAACCUCUCCCUCUGCGAAGGAGAGGAGGGGGACUGGGGCGAGCUGCCAGCAGAGCCUGGCACCUUUUGUGCUGGGGGAACCCCCCAAGGAAGCACAACACCCCCUCUCUGCAGGGAAGGAGACUGCUCUGGUCGGACUGUGGAUGUUACAGUGCGCCCAGUGUGGGGAUCAGCAAAACCCCCAUAGGCUUGAGCAGCCAGGAUGACACCAGGAUGUGCACCCCAAGAGCCACAUUCCCGCUGCUGUGGCAGGACCACACUUGGGGGGUGUCCUGGAGAGAGCCCCUUUCUGCCACCAGAGAACAGAAAGCACUGGAGUCCAGCUAGUGCCUGAUCGCUUUUCCUCAGUUUUAAGGGGAAAGUGGUUUUUGCCCGUACUGUACUUUACCUCUUGCUGCCUCCUUGUGGGUGGAAGCUCCUUUCACACCAGGCCCCAGACUUGGAGGUCACUGCCUUUUUUCCCUCAUUGCCAUUUUUUGGGGGACUAAGCCUUAAUAUUCUCCCUGUCCCAUGGUCUGGGUUACUGCACAUUGUUUGGUGAUGCUGCACGAUAAUGGUCCCAGUGAUGUGCCGCAAAGCCAAAGGGGAAACAUGUCCUGACACCGCCGAGCAUCCCACGCAACUGCCUCUGCGAGGAGCAGAGGGACCUGGUGCUGCUGCUGGACCGUUACUCCUGAGUGUCACACCCCACCUCCACUCAGCCGCUCUCUGCAGACGCUGGCCACUGAUCCUCAGGGACACCAAUUCCCACAGGAUCGUGGCAGGAGGAUCCCUCGGAGCACAUCAUCUGACGAGUGCUUUUCUGUGUCUGCCUGGAGAAGCGGUUGGGUUUUUCUGGCGCUUUUUAUGUUAUUUUUUUUUCUAACCGAAGGGAUGUUUACAGGCCAACAUAAAUUACUGUCUUUUAUAAAGAUUCCAUCUUCACCUCCAGCCUCAAGGGCUGAGCAAAACCAUGCUUGAAAAUUCAACCAAAACAAAACUCAAAUGAAACUUUGCACAUAUUUAUAUUUAUAUUCAGAAAGGAAACAUUUCCAUAAUUUAUAAUAAAGAGCACUAUUUUUUAAG
Molecule: messenger RNA, 1959 nt
Organism: Cuculus canorus (common cuckoo)
Lineage: Eukaryota; Metazoa; Chordata; Aves; Cuculiformes; Cuculidae
Gene: SOCS3
Product: suppressor of cytokine signaling 3
Exons: 2
Coding region: 175-804 (209 amino acids)
Biological process (GO): phosphatidylinositol phosphate biosynthetic process; intracellular signal transduction
Cellular component (GO): phosphatidylinositol 3-kinase complex
Molecular function (GO): 1-phosphatidylinositol-3-kinase regulator activity
Source: RefSeq, a predicted model, not a curated record